UAAAAAUGGUUCCCGUGAAAAUGCAACUACAUAUAUGCCCGAAAAUCCGAUUGUCUGCGUAUGAUUGCACUUAGAGAGGGAGGGAGAGAGAGAGAGAGAGCGAGAGGGAGAGACUCUCCACCUAUGCUUUUCUUCUCCAGUCCCAUAUAGGGUUUCGACUUGCCAGACCACCGACAACGCUAGCUCGCUGGAGUUCGAACCACGUGGCCCAUGGAUUCCUCGAGGUCGAACCGAUUCGACAUCUUCGAGAUUUACCAACGUUACUGUGAUAUUAGAUUGGGGUGUGCAUAUGUUAAUGGGCAAGAGAGCUACAAACAAGAUGAUGAAUCGCAACCGUCUAAAACUUCAAGGGAUGAACUGACACAGCUCUUAAAAUCGGUGGAGUCAAGGGUUGAUACAAGGAGUUCAAUUUUUGAUGAAAUUUUCAAGCUCAUUUCGCAGCUAGGCUUGGUGGUAGAUUUUUCUGAAUUUGCCCGCUUUUAUGACUUUGUUUUCUUCAUCUGUCGUGAAAAUGGUCAAAAGAACAUCGCUGUAAGCAAGGCAGUUACUGCUUGGAGGCUAGUAUUAGCUGGAAGAUUUCGACUGCUUAAUCAAUGGUGUGACUUUGUUGAGAAAAAUCAACGACAUAACAUCUCCGAGGAUACUUGGCAGCAAGUUUUAUCUUUCAGCCGGUGUGUACAUGAAAAUCUGGAAGGGUAUGAUCCUGAAGGUGCUUGGCCUGUUCUAAUAGAUGAAUUCGUUGAGCAUAUGUACAGAGUUUCAGGAACCAAUGAUAACACUAACCUCUUCUGUAACUGCGGUGAUUUAGAAUCCCAGUCUUCCAUGGUUGAUGAUCCUCUUCCUGGAUUGAGAGAUUUUCCUGGUUUGAAGAGGAAGGUACCCGAGGACCUUCAACAAGAUGAAAUGGAGUCCCUAACUACCCUCUACCCUCAGUCAACAGACAUGGAUACUGUUUUAAGUUUCAAGAGAAUCAGGCUGACUGCUCAUAAACCAGCCCACUGGGUGGUGGAUAAUCCACCAGGGAAUGCUAGUGAUGAUUGCAUGGAAAUUGUUAGACACAACAGUAAGUCUCCAUGUGCGGUUGAAGGUUGUUUGUCUGAGGGCUUCGCAGGGCUUUUCUCAACCAGUGCCUAUUUGCAGUUUGAUCGGGAAAGGCGGGUUUCCUUCACAUAGAACUUCUACCUGUGUUGCAAUGUAGAAAUAUUUCCUUGCGAGAUGUUACGUUCGGUUUUAUAUAUGGAAUUGGGAUAUAAUCAUAUAAUAUUGUUUGCUGGUAA
Juglans regia (Persian walnut) is the source of this 1277-nucleotide messenger RNA. Its product is annotated as DCN1-like protein 3. Gene Ontology annotation, molecular function: ubiquitin conjugating enzyme binding; cullin family protein binding; ubiquitin-like protein binding. NCBI's taxonomy places the organism in Eukaryota, Viridiplantae, Streptophyta, Magnoliopsida, Fagales, Juglandaceae. The coding region runs from base 211 to 1173 and encodes 320 amino acids. The transcript has 9 exons. Gene Ontology annotation, biological process: positive regulation of ubiquitin-protein transferase activity; protein neddylation. Gene Ontology annotation, cellular component: ubiquitin ligase complex. The record is from RefSeq and is a predicted model, not a curated record.